AUAUGUAUAUGUAUAGUAACACUGUAACAGUACUUGAUUUGGUGGUGAUUGGUAUGCAUGGGCUUCAUUUGCUACCCUCCAAUCGGAUUGCUUGAGAGAUUAUUGAAUCUUCUGUUCAUUUCAUGGCUAAAGUUUGCUGUUCAAUUGAGACAGAGCCUAGAACCUUGAGUGAAGGGCAACUCAACCAUGCUAGGGAAAUUGCUGCUGAUGUAGUUCAGAAAAUGGAACCAACUGAAGCCACAGCUCUAUUCAUCGAGGGAUUGAGACCGGUUGGAUCAGUGAAAGAGAUGAAGUAUAUGAUUGAUGGUGAGCAACUACAACUGCAGACUAAGCUUGUGGACUGGAAGGAGGAGGCUCAAAUUUUAGAAAGGCCUUGCCAAUGCUUGUGCUCUACGGCCAUUGUUGAAACGCCCGAUCAAGAAACGCAACUUACAGGAUCUGUGUCGGCCCCAUUUUGAUAGUUUUCGUUUUUCAAAGUUCAUAAUUUGACAUAUUAUGUUAUUAGGUUGUGCGAUGAGAAAAUAUUUAUGCAUAUCAAAUAAAUACAGUAAGAUUCGUGCCAAAUUUAAACGUAAGAUUAAUGAAAUACUGCGGUCAAAUAUCUCAUUUUUAUCAGUAUAGUAUUGUUGAUAUUUGUAAAGAAUGCAGAUUUGGGUCUCCAUAGCAACUAAGUUUCUUCUGUUUUAAUUAGGGAAUGCUAGAUGCAACUGCAAACAAUAUGCC
Molecule: messenger RNA, 723 nt
Organism: Pyrus x bretschneideri (Chinese white pear)
Lineage: Eukaryota; Viridiplantae; Streptophyta; Magnoliopsida; Rosales; Rosaceae
Exons: 3
Coding region: 123-458 (111 amino acids)
Source: RefSeq, a predicted model, not a curated record